AUGGCUCGCCAAACGCCGUCGUCAGCAUUCCACAAAUCGAAGACUCUCGACAACAAAUAUAUGCUUGGAGAUGAGAUUGGGAAAGGAGCUUAUGGUCGAGUUUACAAGGGCUUGGAUUUGGAGAAUGGAGACACCGUUGCAAUUAAACAAGUUUCUUUGGAAAAUAUUGCUCAGGAAGAUCUCAACAUUAUAAUGGUAAAGUUCCAAUCAAUCCUUUUUUUUUUGUUGUCUCUGAAUGUUCUUUUUGUGUUUUAA
Messenger RNA from Ilex paraguariensis (yerba mate), 255 nucleotides. The record is from the annotation of a GenBank genome assembly. Lineage: Eukaryota; Viridiplantae; Streptophyta; Magnoliopsida; Aquifoliales; Aquifoliaceae.